Molecule: messenger RNA, 384 nt
Organism: Caenorhabditis briggsae
Lineage: Eukaryota; Metazoa; Nematoda; Chromadorea; Rhabditida; Rhabditidae
Exons: 4
Coding region: 1-384 (127 amino acids)
Source: RefSeq, a predicted model, not a curated record
AUGGGUUCUGGAAGAAACUUUAUUUUUCUGAUCAUCUAUUAUUCUUACUCUUCCCAGAACCCUGCAGUGAAUGGAUUCAGGAAGAGAUCCCCCGAAUUCCAAUCCAAAUGGAAGGAGGCAAUGGCGCAUUAUGAGAAUUGCACGAUCUACAAGGAUCCCAUGUUCAAUAAAUUGAAAAAUCUCUUCGACCCAAAGAAGCCAGAGGAGCUCCCCCAGAAAGUUGCCAUGAGGGCGAGAAAGUUGGAGAGCCCUGGAAGCUGCAAAGAAGGAGUGGGACAGAAGGAAGGAGCAAUUGCUCGCCGAGUUUUUGAGCCAGUUGGAAAAGAGGAUGGAGAGCCAGCAGCCAAAACUUCGAGAGUCGCCAAUGGAGAGGAAGCAGAAUAA